Molecule: messenger RNA, 8171 nt
Organism: Micropterus dolomieu (smallmouth bass)
Lineage: Eukaryota; Metazoa; Chordata; Actinopteri; Centrarchiformes; Centrarchidae
Gene: lrch2
Product: leucine-rich repeats and calponin homology (CH) domain containing 2
Exons: 21
Coding region: 45-2273 (742 amino acids)
Molecular function (GO): protein binding
Source: RefSeq, a predicted model, not a curated record
CUGUGCGCUCUUAUUAUUGUAAGAGUAAUUUCUUUUUUACGAAAAUGGCGUCUAGUCAGGGAGGUGUGGGAGCUGUCACGGCUCUACAAAGCCAUCACUACUCUAGCGGACCUCACUGGAGCCCGGGAAUCAGCCAGUACCAGCACCAGCAGCAGCACCACACGGCCAGAAGCCUGGACCGGGCUCUGGAGGAUGCCGUGUGCUCGGGGAUACUGAACCUGAGCGGUAGGAAGCUGAGGGAGUACCCAGGGAUGAGCUACGAUCUGACCGAUACAACACAAGCAGAUUUGUCGAAGAAUCGCCUCACAGAAAUCCCCCCAGAAGUAUGUCUAUUCGCACCCCUUGAGUCGCUCAACCUCUAUCACAACUGCAUCAAGUGCAUCCCUGAAGCCAUUAUCAAUCUGCAGAUGCUGACUUAUCUUGACAUCAGCCGAAAUCUCCUGUCAGUUUUGCCAAAAUACUUGUUCAGCCUCCCCCUCAAAGUCCUGCUUGUGAGCAACAACAAGCUUGUGUCCAUCCCUGAGGAGAUUGGCAAGGCCAAAGAGUUGAUGGAAUUGGACGUGAGCUGUAAUGAGAUCCAGGUGCUGCCAGCUCAGGUGGGGAGGCUUCAAGCCUUACGAGAACUCAACAUCAGGAAGAAUUGUCUUCACAUGCUGCCUGAGGAGUUAGCUGACCUGCCUCUCAUCCGACUUGACUUUUCCUGCAAUAAGAUCACAGAGAUUCCUGCAGCCUACAGGAAACUCAGGCAGCUGCAGCACAUCAUUCUAGACAACAAUCCUAUGCAGUCUCCACCCGCACAGAUUUGUCUCAAGGGCAAAGUUCACAUCUUCAAGUACCUGAACAUCCAGGCGUGUAGGAUGGACAAGAAGCCGGACACCCUGGACCUCCCGUCCCUUGGAAAACGUUGCAUCCCACAGCCGCUUACAGAUAGCAUGGAAGAUUUUUAUCCCAAUAAGAAUCACGGGCCUGACUCUGGAAUUGGUAGUGACAAUGGUGACAAGAGGCUGUCUACAACUGAGCCUUCAGACGAUGACACAGUCAGCCUGCACUCUCAGGUUUCAGAGACAGCCCGUGCUGAUGCUCUCUUGCUCCUCUCCAAAAUGGACUCUUGCAAAGAUCAGGAUCUCUAUGACUUUAUAGAGCCCAACCCGGACGAGGAUCCUGCUCUGUCAGAGUGUGAUGGGCAGCAGAGCUGUCAUGUGUCUUGUAUAAAGGAACUGGAGAAAGUUCUUAACAUGUCUUACCAAAGCAAAGAUAAAGACAGCUGGAAAGAGGAGUCUGGGUCUGAUAAGGAGCAGCUAGUUGAGGAAGAGGAUGAUGAGCUGAAGGAAGUGCUGGAUCUAAGGAAGAUUGCUGUUCAGCUUUUGCAGCAGGAGCAGCAGAAUAGACGGCGGUCCUUAAUUUGCAGAGCAGAGAGUCUUAUUCAUCGACGGAGAGUGACUGGCCGGGCACACAGAUUCCUAAGUCACUCUGGAAGCUCCAGCAGCAAACCGAGGCCCCCUCCACAGACCGCUCGUAGUGCCUCUCUGGAUGAAGGAAGUAGUGGAGCAUCAGUGCUGAGCGGACAGCCUUCCUCUUCCUGCUCAUUUGAUGGCAGCCUGAAGGCAGAUCAGUCAGAUUCAGAGCCAAAGUGGCCUGAAGUCCCACCUGUCCUUAAUCAGAAUGAAGAUCGCAGGAGAAACAAGUACCUGAGAAAAGAUUAUCUGAAGUACAAGUGUCAGAGUGCUCGGAAAAAUCCCAGUGGGAAUGACGACUGUGAGGAGGGCUUGCGCAGCACUGACUUCAGCACCACUCUGACAGUGUUUGGACUAAAGCCAAGAUCAGCGUUCACCAGAGGAAGUCGUCAGGAGUACAUGUCAACAGACCCCAGUUUCACUAUGAGGAGGAAGAUGGAGCACUUGAGAGAGGAAAUGGAACAGAUAGGACUCUUACGGCAGAAUAUUGAGUCCAGACUGAAGGUGUUGUUGCCAGAAGAUGUUGGAGCUGCUCUGAUGGACGGGGUUGUCCUUUGCCAUUUAGCCAAUCACAUUUGUCCUCGCUCUGUUGCCAGCAUCCAUGUACCGUCCCCUGCAGUGCCAAAGCUUAGCAUGGCUAAAUGCCGUAGGAAUGUGGAGAACUUCUUGGAUGCCUGUAAGAAGAUGGGUGUCCCUCAGGACAAGCUGUGUCUGCCCCAUCACAUCCUAGAAGAGCGCGGUCUGGUGAAGGUGGGUGUGACUGUCCAGGCUCUGCUGGAUCUGCCUCCACUGAAGCCAACACAACUGUCAGCUAUUUGACACAAGCCUGAAUGCUGCGUCCAACCUACAGUCAUCCAGCCAAACCCCCUCCCCAGCCCAAACCCACACCCAAUCGCCAGGGACCAGAGAGCCCCUCGGGGCGAGGACCCAGUGGGCAGUGGGUCUUUGGCAGUCUGCUUCUGCCUGACUGAAACAGGAGAUAGGAGGGAGAAGUCUAACCUCUGUCUCUUUAUAUGAUGUCAGCCGCCACCCACUUCUCGUCCAUCACAUUUUCACUUGUAUCCUGAUCCUAGUUCCUGGGGUCAUCCUGUAUGUGUGCAGGCUAACAAUGUGACGGUGUGUUUCCCAUGUGAGCUGCACAGUUUGGACUUGCCAAGGAGAGACAGACAAGACAAUGGGUCUAUAGAAAGACUUGUACAUCCCUCUCAACAUGCUUAGUGAUUAUUGGGUAUGCAAGUGCCAGUACUGGCAACAUAUCCAUGCUGGUAUUGGAGACAUUUGCGGUGAGGAGAUGAUAGACAUAUAACUUUACUCUUUCACCGAGGAGAACUAAGCUGCACACUGGCCUCGCAGCCACAAAACACUGACUAACCUCACGGGGUUCUUGAACUCAUGAGUUUCUCUUUUGUGGAAUUUAGUUUUUCCAUGUUGUUUUUUUUUUUACUUAGGUCCCUAUUAUAGCUUCUUCAACAGUCAAACCUGAUUCAUAAAUAGUGUUCACUUAUUUGACAAGCGUUGCAUUUGAACCAUCACAUCCCCACUGCUUUUUGAGGGAGAAUGCAAGGCUCUGUUUUCAUCUCAAACUCUAGUGUGGUUUUCACAUAUAUAAACUUCUGUGUAAAUCAUGUGCAACUCCGUACAAGUUAUUUCUCAAUACAAACCUUCAUGCACCAGGGGAAACCACUGUGAGAACAUGUGCGUGGCUGUGGCCAUAAGCACGACGGUCCUUUUUAGUAGCAUUUUUUUUCAUUGUACAUUCAAAGGUUUCUGUUUUUGAAAAAUAUGCUUUUAUACUUUCUUUCAAGUCAUUGCCAAUUAUAACUUGCCAUUUUUGUGGAGCUCACAGCAUGUGUUUGCCAUAUUAGACGCAAAGCAGUUAGGAUUUUACUGCUUUGCAUAACCUCAGAUGAAACAUGUUUAUACUUUAUGUGUUUGUGAGUGGGGGGGUUCUGAGUGAAGCGCCUCUGAAUCAGAAAGGGGUUCAGUGCUGCUUAGUGGUGCUAUGUCACCCUAGCAAACCUUCCACACAUGGCACGAAUAUCUUAUCCUACUGCCAGGCCCUGCUAUAUAUGCUUUCCGAUAAAAUGCAUUAUUUCAGGGAAAUUCAAUUUUUUAUGUAUUUAUUCAUUUGUUUUAUAUUUAAAUGUUGUUGCUUUGUGCAUCUUAGCCCUGACUACUUGUUCAGGUGUGGUACAACUUGAUCCUGGUCUGAAAGCAGCUGUUUUAGACGGAUUAGUAUCAGCAGUCUCACUUGCUUUCAUUUGAAAUUGGUUGACACUGGUAAAUAUUUUCAGACCAUUUGUCACUAGAGAUGACAACAGUGUUGACAGCAUGAAAGGGAUUAUUCUGUGGCAAACAUUACGCAAGAGUUGAUCACAUUCACAAAGGCCUACUUUAGAGUGUAUUUUUGAAAAUUCAAGUUAUGUGACAGUUAAAACAGAAUUGUUAUCUCCUCAUAAAGAUGCACUGUGUUUAAUUUAACCAUGGGUUAAAUCUGCAUUUAAGGAUUAUUAGUCCUACGGGCAAAAUCAAACUUAUUGUCAGCUGGUUGGCAUGUUAGUUCAGGCAGCUGCGGUGCACCAUUUUUUUAAAAGUAGGUCUCCAACAUGUGAAAAAACAAAAAUGAUAGCGGAAGAUGAAGAGAGGCACAUUAUGAGUUAAUUAUAUCAGAAGUUAAUUUAAACACACUACUCAAAUGUGUAGGAUAGAAAUGUUCGUCAAAUGAAACAGAGGAAUUUCAUGCAACAUUUUUCAGAUAAAGAGUACAUCAGAGUACUCAGAGUAGACCUAUACUGUUUUUGAAAAUGCACCUGAAGACUUCAUAGCCUGCAUGGACCUCUAUUAUAGUGACAUGUUCAUAUGGCAUCAAUUAAAUGACCUCUGCCAGUGGCAAAAGCUCUGCUAGUUCAGCUUUGGCUGCCUGUAGCUGACACAAAAUGUUGAUGUCUAGUGAAGACAUACCUAAUUAUGAUGCAAAAUUACUACACUGCUAAAUGCUACUGAUACACCAACAUUAGUGUAUUGUUUGUGUAGCUGAAACACCUUGAAAUACAACAGUAGGCUACUGUCUCCCCCUCUGGCAGUGAGAGUAAACACACAAACACUGUUAAUGUGCGCUCAUGACGUAUGCCUGCAGGUGAGCUCCCCCCAGGCUUGACUUCAGAGUUCAGUUCAUAGUUACAAAAAUUACAAGACAGUGAUCCAUUAUUUAGAUAGAGUAAAUGUAAUAGCUACAUAGUUUACUCAAAAUAUUUGACAAAUACAAACCUGUCCAAGACAGUAAUGUGGCAUCAGCACCCUUUCUUCCCUCAACGCUCUCCAGUGAGGAAAAGCCACACCAAUGGUUAUCCAUGUUUGUCCUUGCUGUUGAUUGCUUUGGUUCCAAAUGCAUCAUUACCGCUGCGACAGCAUGGGAACAUCACAGACACUAGACUUAAAAACUCUGGUAUACUGUAAAUACAUAGAGAGUUGCAUGGCGGUGAUAGGCUUAAUCAGCACCGUUUGAACUUGUUUGGCGAGGGCUUCAAUGUAAAGGACGAUCAUUUAUAUGUAAAAGUCCCGCACUCCAGCUUUAAACACCUUGAAAGUCCACAAAUAUCAUCAUGUUAAACAGCACUGUAACAUCUAAAAACAUGACAUAUUGUGCCUUAAAGGAAGGGUAUUGCACUUUUAUGUAAUUACACUAUUAAGUUUAUAAAGUCCUGUUUUUUUUAAAUCCACAAGUUUUUAACAAUUAAUUUCCCUGUUCUUCUGUUUUUCAGAGGAUGUUUUAGAUUUUGUGUUACAUAAGCAGCUUUUUUGCUGAUGAGCUACAGCUCUGAAUGGAUGCAGUACUGAGGGAGCAUUAAGUUUGAGCUUGAUGAUCAAUGUUAAACAACUCUAUGGUUUACAGUACAUAGACUUGAGGUUUAGUUCACUGAGUCUGGUAUGACUAGUAAGAAUCAGCUUUUACGUGUUAUUUCUUUGUGUGUCAUUGUACAUGUCACGUGUGUGUCACAUAGAUGUGGAUAUUAAAUAUUCUUCCUCAGAAGCUCAGAUUUCUCUGUAUGGAAAUAGAGAACGGAUGACUGACUUUGUGCCAUCAUUUUCCAAAGAAGAGAUACCACAGAGAUACAAAAUAAUACAGGUCUUCCAGGUUAUCAGGCCUCCAGUGUAAAAUAUGGUCACAUCCUCUCAGAAUCUCAUAUGCCCGUUCCUAAUGCGGGAAAUUCCUAUGAACUGUUAUGAUGACCUGCCCAUUACACUCUUUUCUGCUGCUGCAGACAGGACAUCUUUUAUGCUCCGCAUGUAUUCAUCAAACAUGCAGCUUUUUAAAGGAUAUACAUAUCUAGAGUAAAAAAAGUCAGUUAAAGUGUACAACAGUGGGCUGCAUCUACUGAACACAUUGACUGCAUUUAUUACCAUGUGAAAUGUUUUAUGAAACACAAGCAGAUGUCAAAUCUGGAAAUAAACUCAAAAUUGUAGCACACAGUGCAUUGUUAGCAUUGCAGAAGCUGGCUGGCUAUACCCGAACAAGUCACACAGCAAAGGCAUUAUCAUAGAAGGUAGCAUUGUAACUUCUCAUGAUCUUCGCCUGUCUAUAGUUACAGGUUUAGAGACAAUGAAGAAAUUUCACUCAUGUGUAACCUACCUCAGGUUUGCUGUGUCAAAUGUUGGGGUUUAGAUUCUUUUCUGAUCAAAAGUUGAAAUUGGUUUCUGAUGCUUACAAAGUAUCAAGAGUGUCUACGUGUGUAUGCACUGUUGUAUCAUACUGCACAUUGUCUUGAGUUUUCUAAAUGACUCACAGUUUAACCACUUUGGGACAAAGUUUGAAAUGUGAUCCAUUUUCAUGUUACUAGCACUAAAUUAAUCACAAAAGGUUGAAAAAAAAUUAUGCCACACAGAGCCUAUUUUGUGGAUCAAACAUUGUAUGAAAGUUUUUCCACAAUAUGUGAUGGGAGAAAUUUAGGAGGAUAGUAUUUUGACCAUCACACGCCCUGACAGCUCUUUGUUCUUGUAAAAAUAACAACCCACAGCUGUCUUUCAUUGUAUAGCUGGUGUAAGUGGCAUGACUCACCCCUUUAGAUUUAUUUCAUGAUGUCCAUGUUAUCACGCACUCCAUGCCUGGGCAUGUUAUAUCUCUGCAUGUUUUUAUUCAAGUGAAUAUUAUGGUGUUUUGUUUUAGUUUUGAUCCUGUGCUUAUUCUUUGUAAUUGCCUUUAGUGUUUAUCUUUUAUUACCGUCAUUAAUUUACACACAUGCUGGCAAAUGCAUGCUGGAGCUGAGUGUCCAAAUGAAUCUGUAAUAGCUUCCCCCCUCCUUCCUUUCAUGUCUGUGCGAGCUAGCAGCUUACUAGAAUAGGUGCGCUGUUUCCUGUGGGUGUUUGACACCCUGAAAGGUGAGAUGGAUCUGGGUCUGUUGGAGAGCAGAACAACUGUGACUUCUGUUUGUUUUCUGUUUGUAUGCAGUGUUGCUAUGUUAUCAUAGGUCACCACACUGAUGCCUUAUUCUUGUUUUACCUGCAUAAAGUUUUUUUUACUGUAAAUUAACCAAGUGCCAAAUCACAAAGGCAUCCUUUCAUCGCAGCCUUCAGUGUUUGAGCAAAAGCUUUACUAUGGCCACUAUACUAACACUAUAGACAUAUACAAAUGCAACUCAUGGCAUUGAGCCUAAAUGAUGAAACACACACACACACACACACACACACACACACACACACACACACACACACACACACACACACACACACACACACACACACACACACACACACACACUAUUAUUUCAUUACAUGCCCAUAAAUACACUGACAUGGUGUUUGGUGGCUGAAGUUGUUCUGCCUUUUCAUACUGGCCGUGAAGAAAUCCUUCAAAAGAAUUCAGCCAAAACCAAUACAAGGCUUCAGCAGUCUGAGCCAGGCAAAUUCCCUGAUUGUGUUUCCACGAACAGUGUUUCUUUGUUGAACUGUGGCAGAGGAACAGUAACGCAAAGGGGUAAUUUCGUAGUAAAACUUACUUCAGAAGAUACCCAAUUGAUUUGUCUAAUUCAGACAUCUGAAGCCUCGUAUUAGCUUUGGCUGAACUUUGGAAAGUAUUUUUACGCAGAAUGAGAACAAUGGAUUUUGUCCCCCAUCCCUUACACUGGAAUCCCAUCAAAAAGGAAUUUCUUCAGCGCCGGCAUGGACUGGAGGAAUGAUGGUAGUGACUAAUAACUCAAUAUACAUAAGAAAGAGUAACACAGGCUUGAAAAAAUGUGAACCUGUCUUUUAAAAAGCUUAUCAUCUGAGGACAUAGUGGUCUUUUUGGUGUUACAGAUUUAAAAUAGGUUUCCGGGAAGAUAUUUUAUGAGGCCUGGGAGCAAGUCUGUUUGUUUUUGAGGAGUAGGAAUGUACAUUUUACUUUUAAGAGACACUCCCUUUACCACACCUGCAGUGAACAUGCUGACUUCUGCAACAUAGAGAAGUCGGCACCUCUACAGAUACUGUAGUGGUGCUGACGCUACAGAAUCUGUAUUGGUGAAGAAAACGGAGAAACAUGAGUCAUGUCUAAAUACUACACUGCCAAGAAAUUUCAAAUGUAUGCAUAUAAGCUUUUUGUAUUUUAUAACAAAUCAAAUGCAUGCAAGAAAACCGAAUGGCUGAAGUUGAACCUCUGUACAUAUCAUCUGUAUAAAUUCCAGGGAUUUCUUAAAAAACAAAAAACAAGCGUGGUUGAUAUGAAAUAAAGUCAAACUCUUUGCA